GACCGUCCAAGCGGCUAACGAGCUGCCGAAGAUAAAGGUAAAAGCUUAAAACGGCUCAAAGCUUUUGGAGGAUCCGUCAUCUUUGUUAUUAUUUUAUUCAGAGCGACGACGACAUGAGAUUUUGCAUUUUUGGCUCAGUGUGAUAUCUCCUUUUAGCUUUCACUGAAGUUUGGAAUCAUAAUUAUUUCUUAGAAACUUAUUAAGAUCUUUUCAAAGAAAAUUGGCGAUCCAUUUCUUAUUACACUAAACUGUUUUACAUUUCCAUUCUUAAUUUCAGAUAUCAAAGUUACACACUACAAUGUAAUCUCAGCAAUACGUACAUCUGGCCGAUGGAAAAGAGAUAAUGAAGUACAAGCUCAAUACUGAAUUUUCAAUUAGAGCCAAUUUUCACAUAUUCAUUACACAUUAUUCAAAGAUAGAAGUUAAAAGGAGAAAAAUUAAUUCUUGGCUAUUACGCUACCUUUAUCCUUAGAAAUAUGAAUCCAAUUAUCUCGGUAAAAAAGUUCGGGGCUCAGGCUUCAGUCAGCAGUGGGUGAAAUACCUGCGAGUCGUGCCGUUGUCAUUCAGUCACAGCGAGUCGGGGACACAACAUACAAAUUACGUAAUGGUUACCAGCACCUGCAGGUUCUCUCUCAGGUGGCUCACAGAGUCCUCUGUCAGGACAAUGGCGUCUGUCAGGAAGAUGUCCAACUUGAUGGAACCUUCAAGCGUUGUCCACGACCACCACAAUAUGGAAUUUUACAUCAAGUUGGGGAGAAAUAAGGCAUUCCUACAGUACGAUAUCAUGGAUACAGCAACUAAAGCUGUAGACCUUCAGCAUACUGUUGUUCCUGAAGCAUUUAGGGGUCAAGGCAUUGGUAAAGUUCUUGCAAAGGCAGCAUUUGAGCACUUCAUAGCAAAUAAUCAACAGAUGAAGCUGACAUGUUGGUAUCUUAAAAAAUACUACCAGGAGAACCCUCUUCCACAGUACCAAGAGAAAGUGUUGAUGGAGUGACAAAAAUUUUCGUAAACUGUACAUGCAUACAGUAUACAGUACUAUGUUAAGGUUUUAACUGUUGUUCAAGUUAACAAAGGUACAGGUAUGUGAUCAAUAUUUUAGUCGAUGUAACUGAAUGUUGCUACUGAUUUUAUAAGUAAAGUUUGUGCGUGCAUAUUUCAACUGCCUCACCUAAAUAUAUCACUUAUUAGGUUGUGGCACACUAGAGAUUCUUAGCAUAUAUACCAACCAGGUGUCAUAGAUGAAUGGCCAAAGAAUGAAGACAAUAUAGCAGUGAAUUACAUUGUAGUUUAUAAUAAACUGUACAGCAUAUCAGCAACUUGUUGGUAUUCACUUACUGUAAUAGCUUUUACCAAAUAUAUCGGUAUAUUUUUUGUACUGUACACAAUAUAUUUAUAAUAAAUGAUUGUGAUGAA
Messenger RNA from Homarus americanus (American lobster), 1413 nucleotides. RefSeq names its product protein NATD1-like. The transcript has 3 exons. The coding region runs from base 605 to 994 and encodes 129 amino acids. NCBI's taxonomy places the organism in Eukaryota, Metazoa, Arthropoda, Malacostraca, Decapoda, Nephropidae. The record is from RefSeq and is a predicted model, not a curated record.